GUUCUUUUGUUUAUUCUUUUUUUCGUUUUCACUUUGGUUUUGUGCUGGCAUUUCUGCUUGUGUUGAUGUGAGCACGAAGCGUGUUUCUGGAUUGAUCGUUGGCUUCAUGUAUGUAUCUCUCUCUUUUACGUCUUCUAGCCCUUUAGGGGGAGAGUUAUGUUGCUCCACUUACGCUCCCCGGUUACGGAAGUGCCCCAGAACUAACCAUUACUCCACGAGACAGUGAGCCAAAGCCAGACCCGCGAGCAACGGGGAAAGCGACAAAAGGACGAGGGAAGUUCUGGUGCAGAGUAUAACUGUUAAUCAACAAGAAACAAAUAACGGACAAGCGAACGAGCACAAAUUCAUCAUAAUUCAUGGUGCAGAUGCAAAUGUUAGUACCCGGCAGCAGCAGCAGUAGCAGUAGCAGAAGCAGCAGCCAUGACUGACGCAUCGUUUCCCCCUUCCGGUGGAGCUCCACGAGCAGCAGCUGCUCUCACUACCUCAACUACUACUGCCGCUACUACUACCACUACCACCACCACCACCUCCUCCUCCUCCACUCCUUCAACUUACAACUACUACUCCAACAUCCCCAGUAUCUCCUCCAUCCCCCGUCGGUCUUCUUACGCUUCAGUGCUGUCGGGGACCGCCGCUCUCUCCCCUCCCACCUUUAGCAAUCAUCCUUUCUCGCCCUUCUCCCCCUCCCUCUCCACCUCCACCGCCUCGUAUCCCCCGCCGCCGCCUUUCUCUCCCGAAGCCCGCCUGCUGAGGCCAUCCGCCGCCGUGGAUGCCGAGAUGCAAAUGAACUCCUCAUGGAGGUCGUCGCCCGGCGAUUCGCUUCCUCCUUACUCUCGGAAGUUUGCCAACCUCGCCCGCUUUGACCCUUGCUAUCAUAACCCCGGUGCAUUCACCGACUCGCCCACAGCCUCCUUCACCCCCUCAUAUCUCCAAAACUCCCGCUAUGUCUCCCGCCUCGAUGCCGCCCGUCGGGCAAAGCAUGCAGCCCAGCGCGAUGGCGCCAUUCCCUCCUCCACCUCGAAUAACCUCUCCACCUCCUCCAGCCAGGCUAGCUUGCCCCGGAUUGCACCCUCUCAUCGGGGCAUGACCUAUGAUAUCAUCGAAAGAGAACCCCCCAGCGACGACGACCAUCUGCUACCACUCCCCUCCCGAUGGAGCGACGACGAUAAAUUCACCGGCCUGGAGCUUGGGAACGGAGGGUUGGAAGUCCGAUACACUGGUCCGGUCAACAAGCAUGAACAUGAGGCUGCUGCCGUUCGGGCAGAUAAUCCCAUGCCCCCGCAGUGCGGGAUCUACUACUUUGAGAUCACCAUCUUAUCCAAACCCAAAGAGGGAAUGAUCGGAAUCGGAUUUUCGAGCAAGAAAGCCUCAGUAGAACGACUGCCCGGAUGGGAACAGGAAUCAUGGGCUUACCAUGGCGAUGAUGGGAAGUCCUUCUUCGGAGAAAGUCAGGGGCAGGGACGACAGUACGGUCCGACGUUUGGGGCUAAUGACACUGUGGGAUGUGGUGUAAAUUUCUCCACGGGAUGUGCUUUCUUCACCAAAAAUGGCGUGUUCUUAGGAAAUGCAUUCCGGGAACUACGAAAUCUAAAGGUCUACCCGUCGGUGGGCAUGAAGAAGCAACCGCCCGUCCACUUGGUAGUGAACUUUGGGCAGCAGCCCUUCAUGUUUGAUAUCGAUGACAUGGUCAAGAAAGAAAAGUCGUUGAUCCAUUCGGAGAUUGCUCUGACCAGCACGGCCAAUCUGCAACCCCCGUUGGAUGAAUCGGGCCUGCUGCAGGAGUUGGUGGCGCAGUUUCUUGCUCAUGACGGCUAUGUCGAGACCGCCCGCGCGUUUGCCGAAGAGGUAGCGGCAGAGUCGACGGCGUUGGAGAACGGUCGACAGGCACCGUUGAAGAAGUACGAGGUGGAGGAAGAUGUCGAAGCCAUCAACCGGCAAAAGAUCCGCGCGGCUAUCUUGGAAGGCGAUAUCGACAAGGCACUCAAGUAUACUAAUGCCUACUACGCGAACGUAUUGCAGACCUACCCGCAGAUUCACUUCAAGCUACGAUGCCGCAAAUUCCUGGAGAUGAUGCGUCGGUGCAACGAGUCGUCGCCGUCGCCGUCGAAGCGCGGCAAGUCGUCAAAUGGACUGUCUGACAGCAGCGCAGUGUUUGACCAGGAAAUGGAGUUGGACGAGCAGCUACAUGAAGGCGAUGGUUACGAGGCGGACGGCAUGGACAUGGAGGAAACGGAGAGCACAGCGCGAUCGAACGAGCUACUUACGGAGGCGGUGCAGUACGGGCAGCAAUUGUUCCUGGACUAUCCACCAGAGGAGCGGGGUGGGGAUCGGAAGAUGCUGGACGACAUCUUUUCCCUAGUGGCCUACCAAGACGCGCGACGGUCAGUGCAUGGCCACUACCUGGACCCUGCGGGACGAAUUGCCGUGGCGGAAGAGUUGAACUCGGCCAUUCUCGCAGUGUCGCUGGGUAAAUCCUCAUCGGCCGCGCUGGAGCGACUUUACCAACAGACCGAAGUGCUGGUGAACGAGAUUAGCGAGGAGGGUGGCGCCGGGGCGUUUAUUAAUGUGCCCGCUAAUCAUUUGCCCUGCAUUCCCUCCCACGCGGCCACCAGUUCCUCUUCUGCUUCUCCCCGUUGCUGCUGUGGCCGCGAUGACUGCGCAUUCCUGCUCCAUAACCAUGUCGCCUUGGAGGGGCUCGAAAAGGAUUUGGCAACUGCCGCGAGGCUGGGCCAGGCUCUACUCCACCGUCAUGAAUCCUACAUGGCCGAGGCGGAAGAGGACCGCCAUCGGUUACUCGUCAGCAUUGAGAAUUUAGAACGCGAAAAGCGGGAAGUCCAGGCUGAGAAUGCCCGCAUCAUUGAAGAGAAUCGCGGUCUGCUAGAACAGCUCGAUGGCCUCAACAAGGCCGUUGCCGAGUCUGACUCCCACUCCAAGUCGCUAGAAACCCGCCUCGAGAGCACCGAGGCGGAGCUGCGCAAACUCACGCACUCAGCGGCUCGCGCCGCCGAUCUCGAAGCGCAACUGGCGCAAAUGGAAGCGGAACAAUCCAAGCUGCAGGAGAGCCUGCAGUCCGCACAGGAGGACUCCAAGUCGGCCGUCCAGCGAUGGCGCCAAGCUGAAUGUACCUUGCGGGACCUGCACGAUCAGGUGGAUCGCAUCGAGAAGGAAGCCCGCGAGGAACGGGACCGACAUGCGGAGCUGGUUCAACGUAUGGAACGGCGGCGGACCGUGGAACGGGAGCUUGAUGGCGCCGCUGGUCGACUGAAGGGCGCCGCAGCGGCCCAGGAGUUGGGCCGUAAUCGCGGCGGCGCAACGGUGGUAUCCCGCUUCGUCCGAGAUAUCCUACAAGACAACGCCAACCUACAGAUGGGGAUCAUGGAGUUGCGGGAGAUGCUAGAAAGCUCCAACCAGGAAGUCGAGAAUUUGCGGGAUCAGGUUCUGUCGCACCAGCCGUUGGGGCCCGAAGACCAGGAGUUCCGGCUGUCCACGACCCUCAGUCAGGAACUCGAGUCGAAGGAGUCGCGCCGGGUGUCGCAGGAAUUCCACAUCCAUCACCACUAUCACUCACCAGCCAUCAAGAAGGAGCGGGGGUCACUCUUCCGUCGCAACAAGAAGAGACGCUCCCUUGGCAGUGCGACGGUGCUACAAGGAACACCCCUCCCUCACAGGCCGAAUCACCGGUCCAAACCAUCGACUUCCUCCGCUUCCACGAUUCUUUCGCAAACCUCCGUCUCUAUUCCCCCGACGGUUCCUCACCGUUGGUCUGUGCAGUCCCCUGCGACGGAAUCGAUGGCCAGCUCCCCGCAGUCGGCUUACCAGCCGUCUUCCAUCUUUGACCGGGUAGACCGCGGGUUCGACUCCUCCCAACCGACAAGCCCUGACAGCACGGUCUUCUCUUCGCCGCUGCGAAACGGCCGGUUCAAAAAGGCGCAGAUCGAUGCGGCAUAUCGCUCGCUGGAUGGCGAUGGAGUGUCAAUACCGGGCAUUGACGACGAACUGGUUCAUGACUAUUUCCAGCGUCGCAGCAGCGCCGAAUACGCGGGCAGAGCCCCGAUGCAGUCCGUCAUUCCAGAGGAGAGGGAAGAUGGGCGAUCGACAAACUAUCCCGAAUCCGAGCGGGCUGCCUCUCCUGCCGUUCAGGAGGGCAUGUUCUCCACACCCUAUCGCGGCCCUCGCCGCAGCGCCUCCCAUGAAAGUCUCUUUUCCGUGGCUGGCAUGGACAUCCACACGCCCAGCCGUCGUCCCUCGCGACUGAGCGACCUCCACUCCAGUGCUGUCCCGGUCCGCAUCCCCCGCCGGAUCAUGUCCUCCAGAGCCGACUUGUUCCCCACGCCUCCCGUCAUCUCUCCCAGUAUCGUCACAGCGGGCAGCGAGCUGGCGAUGAUAACCGACCAAAGCCCGCAAACACUCCUUGCCUCAGUGGCAGGCAGUCGCAGUCAAACCCCGGUUGAGAACGACCCCGAAGACACCACCACCUCAUCCCGCAAAUUCUCCUUGGGCCGACGCGUGGGCGGCUGGGUCCGCGGACACUGGGGCACGGCGCCCACCUCGUCCAACGAACCCAACGCCGAGGAGACAUCUGCUACAGCUUCUGCUCCUACUUCCAACACACCCAGCCGGAGGCCCUCAUCCGCCGGCUCUACCUCUAGAAAGAGCCGACACCAUCGGCCUCAGCUGGCCCCUCCUUUGCGCUUCCGCUACCCGGGCGUGAACCAGAAGGGACCGAUCCUGGGAUUCCGACCUCCGUCGCGAUCACGAGUGCCGGUGUCGGUGCAUGCAGAGCAAGUGGACGAGGGGCUACUCCGGGAGAGUCUGGCCGACUGCCAGUGAACCACCACUGGUAUAUUUUGUUAAUGUCGAGAGUAUCUUGUUGAUCAUGGUGCUGUCAUUCUAUUCAGUUACUACCUUAUAGUGUUGAUGAGCGUGGUUCCAGCAUACACUAUUGGGGUGUAUGCACACAUUCCCUUUGUGGUUCAUUACUUACUCUUUUAUUCACUCAAUCCUGUCUUGGAGUGAGGGCGUUCCUUAGAUAUAUUAUGAUACCCAUGAGCGAUGUCUAUAUUGCAUACACAUACAGAAAAUAUUUAUAUUACUAUCAUUAGAAGAGGGGGUAGUUAGUACCUUUUCUAAUGGAAUUAUAC
Molecule: messenger RNA, 5141 nt
Organism: Aspergillus eucalypticola CBS 122712
Lineage: Eukaryota; Fungi; Ascomycota; Eurotiomycetes; Eurotiales; Aspergillaceae
Exons: 9
Coding region: 421-4830 (1469 amino acids)
Biological process (GO): cytoskeleton organization; cell surface receptor signaling pathway
Cellular component (GO): cytoplasm
Molecular function (GO): protein binding
Source: RefSeq, a predicted model, not a curated record